Molecule: messenger RNA, 611 nt
Organism: Chinchilla lanigera (long-tailed chinchilla)
Lineage: Eukaryota; Metazoa; Chordata; Mammalia; Rodentia; Chinchillidae
Product: protein argonaute 14-like
Source: RefSeq, a predicted model, not a curated record
UAUUUUUACCUUCUAAAUUUUUUUUUACUUUUAUUAAAAAAAAAAAAAAAGAAUCCAGAACUUAACACAGGUUAGGCAAAGGGGGCUUAAAAUCAAAGCCCAGGAUUGGAUUUUACCUGGCGAGGAGCCUCGGUCGCAGAGCACCUGGGUUCGGAUUUUAAGUCCAGCCCUGGGCGUGCAGGGCCGGCGACGCGGCGCGUGGGUUCGAGUCCCGCAGAUGCCGCGUGGCCAUGGCAAACCCGAAAGCCCCUCGACCAGGUCUUCCCUCCAGCCUGGAAACAGAUGUGCGUCCACGUGCCGGACACUCGUGCUACUUUCAUUUCCUCUUUUGGUGGCUUCAUGAGGCAGCUGCAGUGGCGGGAGCCAGAGACAGGGAAGGAACGGCAGUGAGAAGGCGUGCAGGGCGCACGGGCAGAGUCCAGACGGCAGGGCGCCGGGGACCGCGGCGGCACCAGCGCAGUGAGGGCCAGCUCUGCAUCAGGGGCUGCCCGGACACGGGGAAGGCAGGGGGGCAGAGGACCGGGGGCCGUCCCCCCGCGAGGAGCGUGCACCCCGGCGAGCAGCAGAGAUGCCAACCAGCCGCAGGCCAAGGGCGCCCCGCCAGGGCGGGA